Messenger RNA from Ambispora leptoticha, 3308 nucleotides. The record is from the annotation of a GenBank genome assembly. Lineage: Eukaryota; Fungi; Glomeromycota; Glomeromycetes; Archaeosporales; Ambisporaceae.
UGCUUUAGAAAAGAAAAUUGACGAUUAUCCCCCUUAUGUUGGUUCCUCUGAACCAACUUACUACGGCGAUUUUCGCCAGGUCUACCGAGAAAAAAAUACGGCUGAAUUAGCGAGAAUUAAAGGGGUAGCCCAAGCCAAGGCGGAGGAAUAUCAAGCCGUCGCGGACCAGAUUACUCCGCUACUUGAAAAGAUUAAGGAUAUCGAGGCUAAAUAUAAAAUGCCCGCUAUACCCGCUUCGGGAGCGGUUUCCCCCGCCACCGACCCCACUAAGUCCGAAAACGGCACCGCUUUAUCUUCGGCUCAGCGGAAAUUUUUCACUGAAAACCAACCGGCGAUUAAAAAAGGCUUAUUAGAAUUAGAAAAAGCCGUCUAUUUGGUCGAAGUGGGAGCGGAAUUGAGUAAAAUGGAAAAAGAUAAUAUUGAGUCAGCGAAGAAUAAAUAUUUCACUGAUGCUACUAAAUUGGGAGAAUUACAAGCUGGGUUCGUGCUAACCGAUUAUCAAACUUCCACCGGAAAAAAACUUAAGAUUAAUUGUUUAAGCAACCAAGAAAAAAGGUUAUUUGACCCCACCGCCGCAGACAAUGAAACCGCCGCUCUUAACACGGCCGAAAAAGUCGCCGCCGCGGCCAAAUUAUUAUUCCAGGUGCGGUCGAUUCGCGGAGUCGCAACUUUGACUGCUCCGGAAAAUUCCGAGGUUCAGGCGGCGUUUGACCGAAUUUUUGAUGGUUUAACUACUAAAAUUAAAACUAAAUACGCCAGUUUAAAAGCCAACAAAAAAUUUGAUUACCAGCCGGAUGCUUAUCAAGGACAUAAUUUUGCCCUGCUAACCGGUCUAACUCCUUGGAAAGCUGGUGAGGAAGUUAGUUAUUCAGAAGUUUUGAAGGCACUUGAAACCUUGGGUAAAAUUAAUACCGAAACUGAUAUCAGAAAAUUAGUGAACGACUUUACGGAUGAAAAUAUUAUGGCCGCCUACUCGGAAACCGAAGCAAAGUAUUAUCCCUACCGAGAUUUACAAGUUGCUCGCGAAGCCAAGAGAUUAGAAUUAUUCAAAGACAAUUUUGAAAAAGCCCAGGAACCCACUGGUUUAGCCAAAGAUGGAAAAGACGAACGGACGGCUUAUGAACUGGGUUGGAAAAAUCCGCAAGGAGAACCAGGCAAAUACUCCGUAAUUAGAGGAAAAAAAACUAACUAUUUUGCCUUAGAUUUAAAGCAGGAUAUUGAGCGACAAACCAGGAGUAGUGAUUUAGAAACUUUUUGGUCUAAUCGGACAGCGGAAUUUAAUAAUUUAAAGAACAAUUUAUUACCCGCCGACUUAAAAAAGAAUAAUUUAAUAACUCUCUAUCAAACUACCCUUAAAAAUUUGAAAGAAGAUGAAUUUAUUGCUGAUUUUGUCGCCCAAAAUGGUGAGGCGAAGCAGUUCGCGGAAAAACAGAAUAAUCGGGAUAAGGUUUUAGCCUUUCAGGUUCGUCCGGUUUACCGGUUUGAUGCAGAUAAUGCUCCCGGAAGUUUGCCACUGCCAACCCAGGAUGAAAUAUGGGCUUAUAGCAAAGAGGGAAAGGCGAGGGGUGCCUAUGGUUCUCAUAGUCAACCGGUUGAGACGGAUCUUAAUAUGGCUGAAAUUAGCCGAAUAGAAUUAGAUAAAGCAAAUCGAAUAUUAGAAAGAAUUAGCCAAGCCCAACAAGUAAGUGAUUUACCAACUGAGCCGGAAAUUGAAGCGAUUAUUGAAAAUAAAGUGACGGCGGGGAAAAAUCAUGCUAGCGUUAAAACCGACCGUAAUGCCAAAAAAGCCCAAUUAGAGCAAAGAGCGGCCGACCAGCAAGCCCGCACAGCGGCCAUUCAGGCAGAGGAAAAUCGCCUUAAAACCCUCCUCCAACGAGCCAAAGCCCAACCGGAAAUCACCGCCAUUGCCGAGGAACUAAACAAAAAACCCGUGGUAGACGCCAGUGAACUCCAAAACUCAGAUUAUCAGACCGAAAUGAGCGGACUAGCGAGCGAUGAUAGCCAACGAGCCACUCGCAAAGACGAAAUCCUGGCGGAAAUUACCAGAUUGAGAACGGCAAAAUUAGACCAAGUGCGAACUAUUCUCAGCACGGCAAAAGGUAUUUUAGAUAAAGAUGGAGCAACCAAGGAAGAAUUAGAACAAGCCGUUAAUGACUUAAAAACCCUGGCUAAUGCUCCCGCCGAUAGUGCCGAACAAAUAGUGCCAAAAUCCCCCACUUUGACCCGGUUCCUGCCCGAGCCGCGGCCAUCACCGCCAUCAAAAAUCACUGAAAAUCCAAAUCCCACGACCAAACCGAGGAUGGCACCAUCAAUAAUUGAUAGCAAAAAAACUGAAUUAACCGCUAAAAUUGAUACCGCCAAAGCCCAAGAAAAACCCACUCCCGAGAAAAAAGCCGAGGAGGUAAAAAAGUUAAAAACCCCCGAACAAAUUAAAGAAUUCAUCACCAAGAGUAUUCCGGAGCAGGAAAAAGCAGAAUUUACUAAGCAUUUAAGUGAGUUGACCGAGGUCGAAAAACCAACUGGUUCGGGUGAAGAAGAGCAAUUUAAGAACUUUAUGGCCCAGCAAAAUGCCGAAGUGGUAGUCAAAGCCGUUUGUAGUUAUAAAUUAAAAAAAGAUGAUAAUUUGCGGAAUGAAAUUGCCACGGAAAUGGAAAAUCAAAAGGAUAGUGAGGGACAAGCAUUAGAUGAAAAAGUUUAUCCCAAAAAAGAUGGUAAAUAUACCCCCGAGGCGAUGGUAAAAUAUCUUUUUGAGAAAAAAACUGGUCAGGCUCAUGCCUUUUCAGCAAAAAAAGUAGAAGUAAAAAAAAUAGACGACGAAAACAUAAAAAUCGAUGGAGUUCAAAUAACAAUUGAUGAAUAUAAUAGCAACAUAAGAGGUUAUAGCAAACUUGACAUGCAGGAUGCAAUUGAAUAUAAAAAAUUAGACGACGAGAUAUUUGGAAGUAUCAGGGACGAAGAUGGAGAAUAUCUUCCUGACCAUAUCCAAAUUAAAGAGUCUAGAAAAGUUAGAUAUACGGAUUAUGCCCUUUGGAAAGAAUGUAAACGGAGAAUUAGAGAGGAUGAAAAAAAUCUAAAAGGCACUAUGACGAUUAUGAAAAAAGACAAAUAUCGUGGUAUUAAAGGCGAUGAUGAAGUUAAAAUCCAAGAUAUCGUUAGAAAAAAUAAUGCUGCUUUACAACGUAAUUUAGAUUUAUACCGAGCCACCUUACCUUUUUUACGGGAUUUAAUCAGCAAAAAAGUAGAAAUUGGGCAGGGAUUAGGCACACCUCUAGUUAAUCCGGAUGCUGACUUAAAUCGCGAAGAAAAAG